AGCAUCUUGUGGGCUCUGCGGCACCAGCGUCCGCCGGGGCGGCUCGCCGCGGCCGGGCGGCCCUCUCGCGCGCGGGCGCAUGUUCGCCGCUAUCGCGAAAGCCUUUAACACCGUUGCGCACCGCGGCACGAAUGAGGAGCGAACCCUGAACAGCACCGACGACCAGGACAUGCUGAACCGCAUCAACGCUGGCCAGUACAGAAGGGUGGACCCCGCCUUCGUCGCCGCACCCGGGGCCAACCCCGUCUUCGGGGCGGCCGGGCCUGCCGAGCCCGCGGGCGGUGCCGGCGGCGGCGCCGCCGCCGCGGCCGGCGCGGCAGGCGCAGCACUGCCCGGCGGGCCCUCGCCACCUGGCAGCGGAACGGCCGCUGCGGCGGUCGUGCCGGACCCCGAGCAGCUGCGGGCCCAGCGUCUGGCGCGGUUCGACCAGGCGUCUCCGGCUGCCGGCGCCUCCUCGCGGGCCGCGCCGCCGUGCGCCAGCGCCGCGGCGGAGGGCGCCGCCAGCGAGCCGCGGGGCUCCGGCUGAGGCGCGCCCUCGGGGGCUCUGGCAGAGCGGCGGUGGCGACGACGCGCCAAAGCUGUGACCCUAUAGACCCCCUCGCGUCGCGAGUAAAGAUUACGAACGCUGGUUCGAUUUUCCGACCGAUGGGUCCUCAGACCAGGCCUUAGACAGGAUCGUCAGACGCGGAGUUCACGCUGCUCGGGCACAGCUUCGGCGAUUGCAUGGUGGCCUGCUGAGCCACUCAGCAUCCAGGCCGCGUCUGCUGCCUGGGGUUGCUGUGGCCCCUGGGCUGGGAAAUCAAGACAAUGCUGCAGCGGGAGCUCCAUUCUGAAAGGUCAGAAAAAAG
Prorocentrum cordatum is the source of this 848-nucleotide messenger RNA. Lineage: Eukaryota; Dinophyceae; Prorocentrales; Prorocentraceae. The record is from the annotation of a GenBank genome assembly.